Molecule: messenger RNA, 4924 nt
Organism: Myripristis murdjan (pinecone soldierfish)
Lineage: Eukaryota; Metazoa; Chordata; Actinopteri; Holocentriformes; Holocentridae
Gene: mccc1
Product: methylcrotonyl-CoA carboxylase subunit
Exons: 19
Coding region: 199-2343 (714 amino acids)
Cellular component (GO): mitochondrion
Molecular function (GO): ATP binding; metal ion binding; methylcrotonoyl-CoA carboxylase activity
Source: RefSeq, a predicted model, not a curated record
GUUUUUUUGCCAGAUAAAAUGAAUUGUAGGCGUUUCUAUCGUCCAAACAUUAAUUAGUGAUCACAUUCACCUGUGUAUGUAUGUAUUGAAGCGGUGUCUGUCCCGCACAGCGCCCGGCGGUGUCCGCUCUCAGCACCGCGUCGGUUAUUUUUUCCUCUCGGCUGCUCAGGUCAGGUUAGCUAGCAGCGGCUGGUGGCCAUGGCUGCUGUCAUCCUGAAUUUUCCCACCCUGCAGGGUCUGAGGAUAUUUACACAGAAACUGUCAUGGACCAAAGGACGUGUGAGGUUUGUUUCAGGAGGAGUGGGAAGGAUAGAGAAGGUGCUGAUCGCCAAUCGAGGAGAGAUCGCGUGUCGUGUGAUGAGGACGGCCAAGAAGAUGGGCGUCCGCUCCGUGGCUGUGUACAGCGACGCAGACAGGCACUCCAUGCACGUGGCCAUGGCAGAUGAGGCCUACCACAUCGGCCCUGCAGCCUCUCAGCAGAGUUACCUGUCUAUGGAGAAAGUUCUGGAAGUGGCCAAGAGGUCUGGCUCUCAUGCGGUCCACCCUGGCUAUGGCUUUCUGUCAGAGAACACAGAGUUUGCUGAGGCGUGUAAACAGGAGGGCAUCAUAUUCAUCGGCCCACCUUCCUCUGCUAUCCGAGACAUGGGCAUCAAGAGCACAUCCAAACACAUCAUGUCAGCUGCCGGGGUGCCAAUCAUCGGUGGUUACCAUGGAGAGGACCAAUCAGACGCGACGCUCCAAGCAGAGGCUGCCCGGAUUGGCUACCCGGUGAUGAUCAAGGCCGUUCGUGGAGGAGGAGGGAAGGGUAUGCGUAUCGCCCGGUCAGACUCAGAUUUCAUGGAGCAGUUGGAGUCAGCCAGACGUGAGGCCAGGAAGUCCUUCAAUGAUGAUGUUAUGCUGGUGGAGAAAUUUGUGGAGGACCCCAGACAUGUGGAGGUCCAGGUGUUUGGAGAUCAGCACGGUAACGCAGUUUACCUGUUUGAGAGAGACUGCAGCGUCCAGAGGCGACAUCAGAAGAUCAUCGAGGAGGCACCGGGGCCUGGCAUUAGCCCUGAAGUUCGAAGGAAACUUGGAGAGGCAGCAGUCAGAGCAGCCAAGGCUGUCAACUAUGUAGGUGCAGGUACGGUGGAGUUCAUCAUGGACGCUCAGCACAACUUCUACUUCAUGGAGAUGAACACCAGGCUGCAGGUCGAACACCCUGUCUCCGAGAUGAUCACCGGGACCGACCUGGUGGAGUGGCAGCUCAGGGUGGCAGCAGGGGAGCGCCUGCCUCUCCUCCAGGAUGACAUCAUUUUGAGGGGACACUCAUUCGAGGCCCGCAUCUACGCCGAGGACCCAAACAACGACUUCCUGCCGGGGGCGGGGCCUCUUCUGCAUCUCUCCACCCCCCUGGCAGACCAACACACACGCAUAGAGACAGGAGUCAGGGAGGGGGACGAGGUGUCAGCCCAUUAUGAUCCUAUGAUAGCCAAGCUGGUGGUGUGGGGAGAGGACCGAUCAGCUGCCUUAAAGAAACUGCGAUACUGCUUACGACAGUACAACAUCGUGGGUCUGAACACCAACAUCGACUUCUUGCUCAGUUUGUCGGGCCACCCGGAGUUUGAGGCCGGCAACGUUUCCACCAGCUUCAUCCCCCAGCACUACGCCGACCUCUUCCCCGCUCCGAGAGCUCCCUCUGGGGCGACGCUGUGCCAGGCGGCCCUGGGCCUGGUGCUGCAGGAGAGGACACACACACAGGAGUUUGUACAAUCAUCCAAUGACCCUUACUCUCCGUUUGGCUCCAGCAGCGGGCGGAGAAUCAACAUCCUGUUCAACAGAAACAUGACGCUGCAGCUGGGAGACAAAAAGGUUGAUGUGGUGGUGACGUAUAACAAAGAUGGAAGCUACACCAUGCAGAUCGGCGAGGAGCUGUACCAUGUGACCGGGGACGUGGAGCUGGAGGACGGGGCCACGUUCCUGCACUGCUCCGUUAACGGGGUGAAGUCCCGCCCCAAACUGGUCAUCCUGGACAACACGGUCCACCUCUUCUCCAUGGAGGGCAGUGCCGAGGUGUCGCUUCCUGUCCCCAAGUAUUUGGCCGGCGUUGGCGGCUCUUCGGCUCAGGGUGGCGCUGUGGCCCCCAUGACCGGCACUAUCGAGAAGGUGCUGGUGAAGGCAGGAGACAAAGUGACUGUCGGCGACCCGCUCAUGGUCAUGAUCGCUAUGAAGAUGGAGCACACCAUCCGGGCGCCCAAGUCAGGCGUGAUCAAGAAGGUUUUCUUCAGCGAGGGCUCCCAGGCCAAUCGCCACGCUGCUCUGGUUGAACUGGAGGAGGAGGAGGCGGAGGAGGGGGGCAGCCCGUAAACACUGUCACACACACACGCACAGAGGCAGGAGAGAGAGACGGGACUAGUUACUGUAAUAAUUAGAGGUAAAGCGAGGUAAAACCAAACGGGCUCAGCACUAGAAUGAUAUUUGUUCAAAUUUGAAUCAGGACCUGAAACUUGACGGUGGCCUCCCACAUGACAAGAGCACGAGUGUGUUUUAAUGAGCCGGGGUCGCUGGGGUCACACACACAUUAUUUUCCCCCUGGGGACUCGGGAAGGCAGGUGGGAAGGUCCAGGAGAGAUUAUAUUGACAUGAAAGGUGACGGCGUCGCCUUUUAUGUGACCUCGGUGAAAGCAGCAGAACAGCUCGUAAAUGAAGCCGUUGAUAGAAGAAUAAAUGAGUUUCAUGGAGGGUAAACAGCAAAUCCCCCCCCAGCCCCCCAGCCCCGUCUGUGGAGGUGCAGCCUGUCGUCGUUCCCCCUAACGAGAGAUCGGCACAGAUCACCCGUGUAAAGUUGCCUUUCACACGCCAGAGGCUUGCCUUCGUGUUUGUUAGGAAGUUAUCUGUUGUCGUAUUUCCUUUUGUGUUUUUCUUUUUUAAUGUUUGGUAUCUUGUUUUUCUGCUGUAAAAUAGUGGAUCUCCAGCUUUCCUACUAGAUUUGCCCUGUCUUUUUUUUUUUUUUUUAGGGAUGCAUGAUAUUAGUUUUCCAAUUCUUUUGGCUGAUAACGAUACCGAUAUCUGCACAUAUUCUUUUUCACCCAAUUGCAGAGAACAUCAAGUGUCUCCUGUAGUGGAAUUAACAUUUUUAUUAAGGCUGGUCUUAUUGUGACGGACAAGUGGCAGAUGCACACAUAAAAUACAACGCUUUGCAAAUCAUAUGGAGCAUCAAGCAUAACAUAAUUAAAGUGUCUUAUCGGCCUGUCCUAUCGUCAAAAAUGUUCAUUUCAGGCCGAUACUGAUAUUUCAUUUUGAACCCUUUAUCGGCCGAUACCGAUGACGUGCUCAUAUAUAUCGUGCAUCCCUACUUUUUUUUGUCUUUUGUAAGUUGUGUAGUGUUAGUUGAUGUAUUUCAGUACUUAUGAGGCUGAUUAUUCGCUGUCCGCCCUCUUAUUCUGUCGAGGGAGAUCCACCUCCUCUCCUCCAGUGGCACCAUGCAGCCGUUCCCUCUGAGCGACUUUAUUUUUCUUUCUCACCUUCAUCACAUUUUGAUCUCUGACUAUAUAUUACUCGUGUCUUCCUUAGAUUUCCAAAUGGAUUCGCUGUUUUCGUUGUUGCCUUUUUCUCCGCCUGCUCUUUUCAAGCCUUGCUGUUAUAUAUAUUUUUUUUUUGUCACAGAUAAUAUUAUAUUUAGGUUUCAGAGGGGAACCGUGUCCAGAUCUUUCAUAUUGUUGAGUAUCUUGGAAUACGAAAAAAAUAAAUAAUAAUGUGAUACUUCCCCUGUGAAAAUGUUUCGAGCUUGUGUGGUAGACGUUCACCUCUUUCUGUACAUUCAAACAAAAUGAAAUGGUGCUUGGAUCAGGGCAGACUUUAGACUCAAAUUUCACAUAACAGGGAAGGGAGUUGAUCAUUAUGGGCUUUAAGGAGCAAAUAAUAAACUCAAUACGUAGCGGUUAUUGGUAACUUGACCCUGAAGCUUUCACAGUUUUCCCUUCAAUCAAAUUCUCAUUUGUUAUCAUGUUACCAUAGCAACAUAUCGUGAUGCUGUGCACCUCCUGGCCUUGAGAGGAAAACAGAUAUUUGUACCGAGGAUAAUGAUCAGCGUUGAUAGCACAAACCGUGCAGCCAUGACAGAGAAAACAUCACGAACACAUGAGAGAGGAGGCCGGGUGGCAGUGGAGAUUAUUCUCAUAGUUUGGGGGAAGUUUAUUUUUUAAUAUUGGAGUUUAUUGAUGUCAAACUGUUAAAGCACACGUGAUCGGCCCUGACAGACCGGAUCGUAGCUCUUUGCGCUUCACUUUGAAAAGUGUGGGAGGACGGAGCCGGUGAACCCUUGUUGCAGUGAUCAUCACGGCGUCGUGGCUUGUAAACAAACAGCAGUGAGGAGGAAGACACGAUGAGCUGAGGCAGAAACACUCCCAGGGCAGGAUUUUCUCAAAAAAAAAAAAAAGAAAUUGCACAAGCGCUCAUUUUAAUCUGCAUUUACACAGGAAAACAUAAAAAGAUGAGAUUUGCACCCUUGUUUCCCAGAUCUGACAGCGUUCCAUUUGUCACGGUGUGUGUGUGAGUCAGCAGCUUGGUUAGGGACUCUGCCUUGUAAAACCUGUGAACAUGAGCUGAACCUGCUGUGAGACAGGGAGCAGAGGGACGACUGGACCGCCUCUGUAACCGGAUCUGUCCUUUUUAAAGCUAAACCUGAAUAUCAGCUGUGAUUAAAGAAAGGAAUCAGGGCGAAAAGGAGUCCAGAUGUUUGAGCGUGGAGCUGAGAUGCUUUGUGGCACUUUCUGCUUACUAACUGUGUUACCGAGUCAUUACACUAAAAAACAGCCCAUGUCUAAACUUGUGUUCAUUUUUUGGCUUAUUUUGUAGAGGUAUGAAUACGAUUUUCUCUGUUUGUUUUGUAAAGAUGAUAUUGGAUCAAUCAGAUAAUAAAUGAAUAAAGUUUACCCAGAGUAAUGCA